Molecule: messenger RNA, 5265 nt
Organism: Vidua chalybeata
Lineage: Eukaryota; Metazoa; Chordata; Aves; Passeriformes; Viduidae
Gene: SOWAHA
Product: sosondowah ankyrin repeat domain family member A
Exons: 2
Coding region: 91-1440 (449 amino acids)
Molecular function (GO): protein binding
Source: RefSeq, a predicted model, not a curated record
CCGGCCACCCCCGCGGGCUCCGGGCAUCCUACGCCGCGCGGAGGCGGCAGGCGCGGCCGCGGCUCCACCACCACCACCUGUGGCGGCGGGAUGGCGGAGCUCGACAUCAGCGCGGAGGCAGUGAUGGGCUUCCUGAGGGAGCGCGGCGGACGGGUGCGCAACACCGAGCUGGUGAGCGCCUUCCGGCCGCUGCUGGAGGCCGCCGGGGCCGGUGCCGAUGCCGGGGAGGCGGAGGGGCGGGCGGCGCGGCGGGAGCGGUUCAAGGCGGCGGUGAACGCCGUGGCCACGGUGAAGGAGAUCGACGGCGUCAAGUUCGUGGUGCUGAAGCGGCAGCUCCGCGCUGCCCCGCCGGCGGGGGGCGAUGCCGGAGCCCCCGUCCCGGUUCCCGUCCCCGACCCGGUUCCCGUGCCCGACCCGGACCCCGCCGGGACGCCCCCCGAGGAGCCGCCGGGGCCGCGGGCCGUGGCCGAGCUGCGGGGCCUGUUCCAGGGCGGCGGCGGCGGGGUGCCCCUGCCCGGGGCCGCGGCGGGGGCCCGGCGGGAGCCGCCGCCCAAGCCCUGCAUGCUGCCCGUGCGCUGCGUGCCGCCCCCCGCCGCCCCGGGGCCGCCCGAGGAGGCGGCCAGCCCGCUGUCCCCGCCGCCGCUGGACGAGGAUGCCGGGUCCCGCUCGCCCGGGCUGCGCAGGGGGCCCAAGAACCACCGGGCCAGCGAGGAGACCGUGGUGCCCCUGGAGCAGGCGGAGCACCAGUGGCUGGUGCUGGCGGCCGACGGGCAAUGGACACAGCAGCUCCACGGGCUGCUGCUGGGCGACGCCAGCCUGGCGGCUCGCAGGGACUUCAUCUCCGGCUUCACCGCCCUGCACUGGGCCGCCAAGAGCGGCAACUGCGACAUGGUGACCAACAUCAUCCGAGCGGCCGAGAAGGGCGGGUCCCGCGUCAAUGUGGAUGCCCGGUCGCAUGGUGGCUACACGGCGCUGCACCUGGCUGCUAUACACGGCCAGGAGAAGAUCAUCACCAUGCUCGUCUACAGCUACCAUGCCAAGAUUGACCUGAGGGACUACAGUGGGAAGAAGCCGCACCAGUACUUAAAGGAAGGGACAUCCCUUACAAUUCGGCGUUUGCUAGGGGACCCCAGCCUUUCCCAAAACAUGGAACACUCCGUGCCCAUCAAGAAGUCUACAAAGCUUGCGGCUUCAAUCUUGAGCUCCACUAGCACUUUCCUGGGAGUCAUAUCCGAUGAUAUGGCUUUCUAUGAUCUCACCAAAGGUUUAAGGAAGCCCUCAACUUUAAACAAGCUUCUGACUGCCACUACGGGCCCGAGGAGGAAGCCAAAGAUCAGAGGGGGCUUCCCUUCAUAUUCCUCACUCUCUGAGGUAGCGGAGGAGGAGGAAGAGGUUGUUGUGAAACGCAGACCCGUUUCUGAGCUGUUCUUUGGCCACUAGCCUCUGCCUUACUGUGAUCAAAAUGCUUUAAUAGCAUGGCUGCUUUCUCAGCUUUCUCUCGCAGAAGCAGUUUGGAUUUUUUUCUCUCCAUGUCUGUCUUUUCGGGUGUUUAACUGAAUCAGUGAUUGGGUCUACAUCCAAAGCCCACAGCAUGAAACCCAACCCCAGGUGCCUGUGGAAAGGGAGCUGCCAGGAAGUGCUAUCCAUGCUGUAUGUACCAUUGUGCUGAUCUGUUGGUGGAGACCACAAACUAUACUUAAUGGUUGAAAAACUAAAACAGCUUUUGUGUGUGUGGACAGGUCAAAAUGCCAGAGGUACAGCCUUCUUGAUCUGUGUUCUUCAGCUGGAGAGCAGAAGAAAGAUAAAAGAUUGCAUAUUUUACACUGUGAACAGCGAGUUGGUAGCUGGCUACUUUAACAGGAUUAAAUUACCAGAGGAAAGAUGCAUAGUUUUCUAUGAUGUUUCUGAUUAUUUUGGUAAUAGAAGAAGGAUAUUUCUAUUUACAAAAAUUGUAUACUUUUUCAAAACAAAAUUUCUCACUUUGAGAGCUUCUCACUCAGUAUUUCACAUCAGAAAUACUAACAUAACAAUCUCAAUUGUUGCCUGAUGCAUUUUAUUAGAUAAAGUACUUUAAAAGAUAGACCCUGACCUUCAGCACUCGAGUCUCCAUUACUUGUCUACCUCAGUUUGGAAGCUUGGCUAGUGGUUUAAGAUUUUCUCAAUUCCUGAAAGACUUUUUGACCAGGUGUUACUUACCACAUGUCUUGAUGAUACUGUGAACAUUUAAACUUCACUGUUGUUCAAUCAACUUAAGCUGAAUAAAGAACCUGAUUGAUAGUGAAAAAUUGAACUGAAAAACUGGGAAUUGGAUCUGUCAGAGUUUCUGAGUAGCCAACUGGAAACAAAGUGGCUUGUAUGUCUGAUUCUUUUUGUUUAAAACUUGGCCCAUUUUGACCUAUUUACAGUAAAUAUUUAUAAACAUGGGGCUUUCUGUAAUGUUAGGUGUUUCAUGAUAGAACCUCUGCAUGACCUCUUGAAGCAGUGUUUAUCUCAACAGCCUGAAUCAUUGACCUAAAACGAACUCUUCUUCUUUUAUAUGAUAAACAUAAUUGUUCUAUAUAUAGAACCACACAUAGCUCAAAAAGCAUGCUAACUGCAUGUUAGGUUUGCAGUAAGAUUAUUAUUAUUUUAAUUACUUCUUGGUUAAAGUUAAUGCAAAGAGGCAGAGCUAUGAACAGAAUCUGACCGACUUCGGGAGCAAGUCUGCUAAAACAGCACGUUUUCUCUAAAGCUGUGAUAGAAACCUGUAUCAUUGAGAGGUGCUGAAGGUGAGAGCAAUGCUGCACUGGCUCUGUUUGGGUUUCUGCAUUGAAACACUAGUUUGCAUUCUUUGCCUUUCCUUCCAGGUCAGCGACUUCAGGAAUAUUUGUUUUUUUCUGCCUUGCAUUAAACCUAGUACUUGUAAUUGGUUCUAAUUGGCUUGUCCUAAACACUCACAAGGAAUGCUGUAGGACUGAAGAUGGAGGCACUGCCCUCUCUACUUCAAAACACUCUCCCUGAAGUUCCUGGAGUUGGUGACGUUCGUUGGGAGUGCGAUCAGAGGUUGCAGCCAGGUCUGAUGCACCUGUUCUAGGAAGAGACUGGAUUAUUCUGCACCGGUCUGCUUCUGGAUUGAACUAAUUAAGUUGUUAAGCAGAGGUUAAUGAUCAAGCACCUCUCCUCAUGACUUCUAUAUCUGGAAUAGGGUUUAAAAAAAAAUAAAAUCCAAUUUACUCUCUAGCUGUUGGUAACCAUUGACCAGCGUGGUCCUUUGAAGCCAUGAUUUGUGCUGCACUCUGUCAGCUUGCAGAGUUCUGGGAAAAACAGGGCUCUGUUCUAAGGUGUAUUUCCAAGUGUAUGGACAUAGAACUUUUUUUUUUUUCUCUCCUGAAACCACAAAAGUGUGUGUGUGCAUUCAUGUUACCUCUGAGGCACUGACACUGCCUGAUGAAAGUGUUCUGUUUCUGUGGGAAUUGCAAACACUCCAGUUUGGCUUGGCCUUAUUGAGAAGUUUGUUCAAUAAUUAUGAGUAUAGGCUUGAUACCUGUUCAGACAACAUUGCUGAACUUUAGUGCUCAUUCAGAGUCAAGCCUGCAUGAGCCAGAGGCAGGGUUCAAGGAUGGAGUGUUUUGUGUUCAAAAACCCCACCUGACUAAUCUGGAGAGCAUGCUUGUGAUUUCACCCCAGGAAAGUAGGGAGAAGGUUUCAUUGCUUCUCUAUUGUUCUGUUAAAAAAGUCACAGUUGAGAUAAGACUUCAUUGCAACACAUAUCACCAAGAAAAUUCUGCAUUACUCCUUCCUCAGAGGCAUCUAAGCGAUUAGCUGGUGUGAUAGAAAAAUGGCCAGCAGCAAGAGCCCUCUUCCAGCAUUCCCCAGGGAGUGCUGGAGGCUUGGCAGGGGCGUGGUGUCACAGAGGUGUCACAAGGCCAGGUGCUGUGGGUGGGGUAGGCCGGGCCAGGCUCUGCCAGCAAGUUUGUGCAGUGACUCAGCUCAUUCCUCCUCCUUGUAGAGCCGGUGAAGGAAAAGAUGGUAUUUAGGGAGGCUGGGAUGAGUACACCAAGUGCAGUGCAACUUCAGGUGCAGACGAGUACUGAGAGAUAUUGAGAACACACUGCUCCCAUCCUACAGCUCCGAAAUCUGGCCAAAUGCAGUAGGAUUUUCACCUGAACGAAUGACAGCUGUGAAGUUUGGCCAGGAUGUUUUCACAGGAACAGCUGAGAGGAGGACUGGGUUCCCUCAGCACACUGGCCUGGGGCACAGCCCACAGCCUUUGAAUCCCUGGCCCAGCCCAAAGCUGGGAGCUGCCCAAGGGCACCAUCAAAGCUAAGAUCAGGAAAGGUAAAAACCAAAAAAACUGAGGCCCCCCUGGCUGUACUGCACCCUGGAGAGGGCUUAGUGGUGGGGAAGGCUGGAGAUGGAAGGCACAGACCAGGCACAGGGGCAGGACUCAGCAGCUUGGUGGCAUUUUGCCUUGGUUAUUAGCCUGCCCUCUCAGCAUGUCUCCGUUUUCCUGCUAUAAAAUGUAGAUAAUCACCUUGGUCACUUCUUUAAAGUACACAGUCAGUACUGAUAUGCAAAUUGAAAUCAAGAUAAUGUUUUUAGGCCUGUAGGCAGCAUGAGCAGUGUCAUUCCCCCACCCUGUGAUUGUGCAUUCAGUGGAGCGCCUACAGAAAUGAAAACUAGCUCAGAUUUUAGUUCAGCAGCACUAGGGAUCAGGAAAGCUACUGUUUGCCUGACCCUGGCCCAGUCUGCCUGCUAAGGAUAACUUGGUUUGUCUGUUCCUUGGCACAUUUUGUUCUGAGGAGUAUCAGCUCAAAAACCUGCUCUGAAGAGCUCUGCAAACAAACUUCAAACCACAAUUCUGCACAAAGAGACAGACUUUGUCCUCCCGGAUGUGGCUGUUUGAGCAGUGUGAGGCAGUGUGGUUGUGGUCAGGCUUACAGAGAUUUUUAGCUCUGUCCAUUUUCUUGUGAGUGCUGCACAGAAACGUGGACUGCAAAAACCCAGGAAACCCCGUUCCUGGGGACUCCUCCUGCAGAGGAGACUUAAUGAGAUUUCAGCUUCAUCACAAACCCAUGGUCCAGUGGAAGAGUCACAGUAACUCUCAAAGACCAAUGUGAGCUGCAGCCGCCAGCUGGAGGUAGAGGAAAUAUUUCUAGACAGUCCCCUGAUUCCCCAUUGCUCAUCUCUUGCUCCCUCUCUUCAUGUUUCCACCAUGACCUACAUUCCUUGGAUGUACUUGCCUCCUGAUUUGCAUAUUAAUCUGAAUAAAAUAGCAGCACGGCA